This is a messenger RNA of Dendronephthya gigantea, 1616 nucleotides long. RefSeq names its product 2-oxoglutarate-dependent dioxygenase htyE-like. The record is from RefSeq and is a predicted model, not a curated record. Gene Ontology annotation, molecular function: dioxygenase activity. Lineage: Eukaryota; Metazoa; Cnidaria; Anthozoa; Malacalcyonacea; Nephtheidae. Bases 83 to 1030 code for a protein of 315 amino acids. The transcript has 6 exons.
UCAUGGUUGUGUAACUUACACCACAUGAAAGUUAACUAUUACAAUACCUCUCUUUCGCAACUUGUAAUAUUACACUUUAAUCAUGGCGGAAAUUCCCGUUGUCGAUUUUUCUUGCUUCAAUUCCUUCGAUGGUGCAUCUUUCGUCGAGUCAAAUACUCAAAUAAACGAUCUUGCGAAAGAAAUUUACGAUGCAUUUAGCACUAUUGGUUUUGUUUAUAUCAAAAAUCAUGGCAUACCCACAGAGAAGGUGACAAAAUUAUUUGAGGUUGCUGAAAGAUUUUUCAAGUUGCCAACAAAAACCAAACAGCCAUUUGCCACAGAAUUCAGUGUGACAAAUUAUCAUGGAUGGAUGGCUGCAGGAAGGGAGAUUGUUGAUCCCGAUGAACCGUAUGACUUGAAAGAAGCUUUUGAUAUAGUGAGACCUUACGAUGAUGAUAUACCUUGGCCAACUGGUAACUGCUCGGACUUCCAAGAAAUCACGAAGGAUUUUUUCCAGUGCUGCGAAAAAUUAUCCCAUGGAAUUUUAGAUUUGAUUGCCCAUGGAUUAAAAUUAGAUGACAGAAAAAUUUUCAGAAAAACUCAUGGAAAAUUUGGCACACCAGACAAUAAGACCUCGCUUCGUCUUCUUUAUUAUCCUUUCAACGCUGAUUUAGAGGCAGGACAAAUACGCCUGGGGCAACAUUCUGAUUAUGGCACCAUUACAUUGCUUUUCCAAGAUCAAAUCGGUGGACUUGAGGUUUUCAGCCAAAAAGAAGGCUUUGUGCCAGCGCGUCCAAUUGAGGAAACGAUCUUGGUGAACAUUGGAGACUUGUUACAACGAUGGACCAAUGAUAAAUUAGUGUCCACGAGACACCGCGUUGUUGUCCCACAAGAUGAGUUACUUCGUUUAAAGUCAAGACAAUCAGCCGCAUUCUUUGUUCUUCCUGAAAACACGACGAUGGUUGAAUGCUUGGAUGGUUCGAAUAAAUAUCCGCCUGUCACAGCUCUCGAUUACCUCAACCAAAGGCUUGGUGAUACAUAUUUAUAUUGACAAUUGACGUUCUUUGUUUAGAAACAAUAGUUUUAAUUAAAAUGUAGUAUACAGUCGACAAUAUGAUUCUGCAGUAUUUCAACAAUUCUAUCUUUUGUUAUUCUUUAUAAAACCAGUCAAUUUUUAUUAUUUUAAGUAGAAAGAGCUAUUAGGUCUCACGUAAUUUGUGUCGUGAUAAAUCACCGUAGAGUGCUACUGCUACCCUAAUAUAUUUUUUGAAAAUCACUGGUGUUUUAUACAGACAUCUUUAGUACGUUUUUAGUAAAAGCAAGUCCCCAUACAAAUUCGAAUAUUAAAGAUAUUCACAAACUUUUAAGAUAGACUGGAUUGGUGGCCAUGCAUGGCGAACGUGCGUCGCACCACGUUGGUGUGCUGGGAUAAAGAUAACCUUUCGUCAUUUCCACACGUUCAAAGUUUCUUCUUUUUUUUCAUGCACCUUUUUACUCCGGCGUCAGCGACGGAGUUGAAAAUUCGCUUAGGUUUUUGUUGUUUUUCAAAUCAUGCUUUUUUUUCGAUAGCUAGAGCAAGCACGAACUUACAGGCUUCUAUAAAACAUUUGUAACACGUACUGUUGAAUGUUUACAUG